AUGAGUUCACGGGUCGAAAUUCUUAAUGCGGGUGGUUACCGAUCCGAUGGACGGACGCAGUACGAGUUGAGGUCAUUAGAGAUUAUCCUUGGAGACUCCUCUCGGCCCAGGACAAUAAAUUUGCAUGACUCGGCCUCGAAUCCGCAUCCAAACGCUCCAGACGGCUCUGCUAUCGUCGGCCAUGGCCUGACCGUAGUGUCAGCUCGAGUCUUUGGCCCAAGAGAGCCGCUGUUGAGAAGGGAGGCAAUCCACGACCGUGCAAAACUCAGCGUUCAAGUCGCCAUGCUCCCUUUUUCUGGUGGCAUGGCAGGACGACGGCGAGGUCGAGGUGACAAGCGGCUCUUGGAACUCGGGGCUGCCAUCGAGUCUACGUUCGAAUCUGUCGUCCAGACUGGACUUUAUCCACGAUCACAGAUUGAUAUUGUCGUUGAAAUACAUCAACAAGAUGGAGGGACACUUCAGGCAGCAAUCAACUCGGUCACACUCGCCCUUACAGACGCCGGAGUCGCCAUGUAUGACCAGGUUGUUGCAGUAUCCGCUGGGCUACAUUCGACGGCAGUUCUUCUCGACCUCACUCACCACGAAGAAAACGACAUGCCUCAUCUCACCGUUGCGGUCAUGCCUCGCUCCGGCAAAGUCACCCUACUAAACAUGGAGGCCAGGCUUCAUGUCACUCGAUUCGAGGCCGUCUUCAAAAUUGCCUGUGAAGCGGUAACCGUAAUUCGAGACGAGAUGAACAGUGUCAUCUCCAAACGCACGACCUCUCUGGUCGCCUCCAUUUCCGACAGCGCCGGCCCGCGUAAUCUAAGAGCUGGGAAUGAAAUGGACGAAUAA
Serendipita indica DSM 11827 is the source of this 834-nucleotide messenger RNA. The record is from the annotation of a GenBank genome assembly. NCBI's taxonomy places the organism in Eukaryota, Fungi, Basidiomycota, Agaricomycetes, Sebacinales, Serendipitaceae.